Molecule: messenger RNA, 594 nt
Organism: Uloborus diversus
Lineage: Eukaryota; Metazoa; Arthropoda; Arachnida; Araneae; Uloboridae
Exons: 6
Coding region: 1-594 (197 amino acids)
Source: RefSeq, a predicted model, not a curated record
AUGUUGUAUUUGCGUAUCAAGUUUAUGUGGUUGGUUGGGGUUACUCUGUUAGUGUCUAGUCCAAUAAUCAAAGGAGCAGAUGAUCGUGCUAUGUUCGAUUGUAUAUUGUUUCAAAUCUGUGAAUGUGGUGAUGUUGGUUUUUAUAUAGAUUGCUUCAGUAAAGCUCCAGAAAUGUUGCGAAAUCGUACGGCUUUUGCCCUCCAUGACUGCGAUUUGGGAUUUCUUGAAAGAUAUGACCCACCAACUAUAGAAAAAAUUUCUUGUAGUCUUGACCGUGAUAUAGGCUAUCCAUGUUUUAGUGAAGCCUACAACGCAAUGAAAAACUACGAACGGGAGACAUCUCGUGAUAUAAGAAGAGUAGACGAAAAAUAUGAAAUUGAAAACGGAAAGAUGAAAUUUUGUGGUAUUCCAAUCCUAUCCACACUUUUCAAAAAACGGAGAGGGAAAUACACCCUCUCCAAACCACAUCACGACGCCAACACCAAUGUUGUGCUCGUGAACUAUCAAAAACUUCAGGGCAACUUCGAACUCACUCAACGCCUUCCAUGGCUACAAACAUCUAUGCCCAAAUAUCCAACAACCACCACCUUUUAA